AAACCCAAAAUUCAAAUUUGGAAAAAAAAAAAAAAAAAAAAAAUUGAAUGGCGCACGUUAGCAAGAAUGUCACUGGUAAAGCGUAAGUUAGCAAACUGGGGAGGGAAGAUGCUUUCCUCAUCCACCGUCUUCCUCCAACUCCAAUCCUUCAACUUUCUCUCUCCUCUUCCUUAUCCUGCGCCUUCACCACACACAACUACAGGAGAACCCAAAGUCUUUUUUCUCUCUCUUCUCCUUCUUCUUCAUUUUCUAGGGUUUUCUGCAAUUCCAUGUUUUCGCCUCUUUCUCCUUAAUUCUUCUCCAAUGGCGUCUCUUUGAUUCUUCUUUGUGUUUCAAUUCUUUCACCAGUUGUUUAAAUCUUGCAAUAUGGAGCGUAAUUCGCCGUUAUCUUUCGCCAGUCUCUUCAACCUUGAGUCUCUGGUGAAUUUUCGAGUGCCGCAUCCGGAAGAUGAUUCUGAUUACUAUGGGAGUAGCAGUCAGGAUGAAAGCAGAGGUAGCCAAGGUAGAGGGAUAGGUGGUCAUAGUAACGGAAUCAUGUCCGAGAGAGAAGCUAAAAAAAGGAAGAGGAUUAGGAACAGUGAUGAUGAGUUAGAAAACGGCUACUAUAGGACUCCUAUUACGGAGGAGCACUAUCGAUCUAUGCUAGGUGAACAUCUUCAAAAGCAUAAGAGGAGGCUCAAAGAUUCUUCGUUGAGUCCAGCACCUGCACGGAUCCCUACUCCUAUUCCUAAAAGCAGCGCAACUGCACCCGUGGCUCUCAAAAGUCGGAAAUAUGUAAAUGAGCACCGAGGUGGGUUACAAGUUGAGAAAACUCCAGAUUAUUUGAAUCGUUUCGUUCCUCAAAAUAUGGGAAGCCAUUAUGAUGCAGGCUAUGCACUUAAAUAUGCCAAUGACAGAAUGACUCAGGAAUCUGUAUAUUUGGACAUUGGGGAGGGUAUCACUUACCAAAUUCCGCCAAGUUAUGAUAAGAUGCCAGCAACUCUGAACUUGCCAAGCUUUUCAGAUGUUAGAGUGGAGGAGUACUAUUUAAAGAGUACCCUGGAUUUGGGUUCCUUAGCUGCAAUGAUGGCAGCUGAUAGGAGGUUUGGAGCCAGAGGUAGAACUUGCACGGGGGAUGCACUUUCUCAAUAUGACUCACUUCAAGCAAAACUGAAAUCUUUGGCUUCUAGUGAUCAGGUUCAGAUGUUCAAUUUGAAAGUGACUGAGGAAGGGUUGAACUCAAUUCCUGAAGGGGCAGCUGGAAGGAUACAAAGGUCAAUAUUGUCAGAGAGUGGUCAACUGCAAGUUCACUAUGUGAAGGUGUUGGAGAAAGGAGACACAUAUGAGAUUAUUGAAAGGAGCUUACCGAAAAAGCAAAAGGUAAAGAAAGAUCAAUCUACUAUCGAGAGGGAGGAAAAAGAUAAAGUUGGGAAAGUUUGGGUCAAUAUUGCUCGAAGAGAUCUACCAAAGCAUCAUCGAAUUUUUACUAACAACCACCGCAAGCAAAUUAUGGAAGCAAAGAGGCUUGCAGAAACUUGUCAAAGAGAAGUGAAAUUGAAGGUGAGUAGAUCACACAGGUUGAUGAGGGGUGCUGCAAUUAGAACAAGGAAACUGGCUAGAGACAUGGUGGUGUACUGGAAAAGAUUGGAAAAGGAGAUGGCUGAAGUGAGAAAGAGAGAAGAAAAAGAAGCUGCAGAAGCUUUAAAGCGUGAACGUGAGCAAGAAGAAGCAAGAAGACAGAAGAAGAGGCUUGAUUUUCUGUUGUCACAGACAGAACUUUACAGUCAUUUUAUGCAAAAUAAGCCUGUUGUACGUCCCUCCGAGGCGAUUCCUGGUGAUGAAAAUAUAAACAGUGAAGAAUUUGAAGAUGAAAAGGCUGAAGAAGAUACGGAAGAUGCUGAAUUAAAGAAAGAAGCCCUAAGGGCUGCUCAAGAUGCUGUCUCGAAGCAGAAAAAAUUGACUAGUGCCUUUGAUGACGAAUGCAUGAAGUUGCGGCAGAUAGCCGAUGAUGAAGUUCUGGGUGAAGAUGCCUCAGCCACUGGAUCUAGCAAUAUUGAUCUACUUCAUCCAUCAACAAUGCCAGUUACUUCGACGGUACAGACACCAGAAUUAUUCAAAGGUUCUUUGAAAGAAUAUCAACUGAAAGGCCUUCAAUGGCUUGUUAAUUGCUAUGAACAGGGUUUAAAUGGUAUUCUUGCUGAUGAGAUGGGACUGGGAAAGACUAUACAGGCCAUGGCUUUCUUGGCUCAUUUGGCUGAGGAUAAAAAUAUAUGGGGCCCAUUUCUGGUUUGUGCUCCAGCGUCAGUCUUGAAUAACUGGGCUGAUGAAAUUAAAAGAUUUUGCCCUGAUCUGAAAACUCUACCAUACUGGGGUGGACUUUCAGAGCGACAGGUUCUCAGGAAAAAUAUUAACCCAAAACGACUUUAUCGUAGGGAUGCUGGAUUUCAUAUACUUGUCACUAGCUAUCAAUUAUUGGUUACUGAUGAGAAGUACUUAAAGCGUGUCAGAUGGCAGUACAUGGUAUUAGAUGAGGCUCAGGCAAUUAAGAGUGCAAGCAGCUUAAGAUGGAAGACGCUUCUUAGUUUUAAUUGUCGAAAUCGUUUGCUUUUGACGGGUACGCCUAUUCAGAAUAACAUGGCAGAGUUAUGGGCUCUUUUACAUUUCAUCAUGCCUACUUUGUUUGACAGCCAUGAGCAAUUUAAUGAGUGGUUCUCCAAAGGGAUAGAGAGUCAUGCAGAGCAUGGUGGCACCUUGAAUGAACAUCAGCUAAAUAGAUUGCAUGCAGUGCUAAAACCUUUUAUGUUGCGCCGGGUCAAAAAAGAUGUGGUUACUGAGCUGACAGGAAAGACAGAGAUAACUGUGCACUGCAAAUUGAGUUCCCGACAGCAAGCCUUUUAUCAAGCUAUAAAGAAUAAGAUUUCGCUAACUGAGAUAAUUGAUAACAGUCGUGGGCAUCUUAAUGAAAAGAAAUUGAUGAAUUUGAUGAAUAUUGUUAUACAAUUGAGAAAGGUCUGCAAUCAUCCAGAAUUGUUUGAAAGGAAUGAGGGUAGCUCAUACUUCUACUUUGGAGACAUCUCAAAUUCUCUUCUGCCUCCUCCAUUCGGGGAACUGGAGGACAUACUAUAUACUGGUGGUCGAAAUCCUAUAACAUACCAGAUACCUAAAUUAAUCUAUGAAGAUAUGUUUCGUUGCUCUCGGACACUCUGUUCUGCUGUUGGGCGUGGUCUCAGUAGAGGAUCUUUUGAGAAAUAUUUCAACAUAUUUACUCCAGAUGUUAUAUAUCGAUCCAUAAUACCCCGAGAAGAUGCCACUGAUGUAGCAUCUAUUCGGAGUGGAGCAUUUGGCUUUACCCAUCUGAUUGACUUAUCACCUGCAGAGGUUGCUUUCUUGGCUAAUAGCUCCUUUUUGGAGAGACUGAUGUUCUCUGUGAAAACACAAGAGAGGCAGUACUUGGAUGAUAUUGUAAACUUAGUGACAGAGGUUGAAGAUGGUGACCUUCAAAUUGAGAUAGGAAAAGUCAGAGCUGUCACUAGAAUGUUGUUAACACCAAGUAAAUCAGGCAGUGGUAUUCUGAGAAGAAAGCUCGCAACUGGUCCUAACCAUGCUCCCUUUGAGGAACUGGUGGUUUCUCAUGAGGAUAGACUCAUGUCAAAUAUUGCACUUCUUCAUUCCGCAUAUACUUUCAUCCCUCAAAGUAGAGCACCACCGAUUUGUGCUCACUGUCCGAAUAGAAACUUCUCUUAUCAAAUGCUUGAUGAACUUCAUAACCCCUGGGUCAAGAGACUUUUUGUUGGGUUUGCUCGCACAUCUGAUUUUAGUGCACCUAGAAGGCCUGACGGACCACCUCAUCAAUUAAUUGAAGAGAUAGAUUCUGAAUUACCUGUUGUACAGCCAGCUCUUCAGCUGACAUACAAGAUAUUUGGUUCAUGCCCACCCAUGCAAAGUUUUGAUCCAUCGAAGUUGCUCACUGAUUCUGGAAAGCUACAGACACUUGAUAUAUUAUUGAAGCGCUUAAGAGCAGGGAAUCACCGUGUUCUUUUGUUUGCACAAAUGACAAAAAUGCUAAAUAUUCUUGAGGACUAUAUGAAUUAUCGAAAAUACAAGUAUCUUAGACUUGAUGGAUCAUCAACCAUCAUGGAUCGGCGGGACAUGGUUCAAGAUUUCCAACUUAGGAAUGAUAUAUUUGUAUUCCUGCUUAGUACAAGGGCAGGUGGUCUGGGUAUCAAUCUAACAGCUGCAGAUACUGUGAUAUUUUAUGAAAUCGACUGGAAUCCAACCUUGGACUUGCAGGCAAUGGACAGAGCUCAUCGUUUGGGUCAGACCAAAGAUGUUACCGUCUACCGUUUGAUUUGCAAAGAGACUGUCGAGGAGAAAAUUUUACAAAGAGCAGGUCAAAAGAGUACCGUUCAGCAGCUUGUUAUGACUGGAGGCCAUGUACAAGGUGAUUUAAUGGCGCCAGAAGAUGUUGUCUCUUUACUCAUUGAUGAUGCCCAAUUGGAGCAGAAAUUGAAAGAAAUUCCUAUACAGGUCAAAGAUAAACAAAAGAGGAAGCGAGCAAAUAAAGGCAUAAGGAUAGAUGCAGAAGGAGAGGCUACUUUGGAAGAUCUUGAUAAGAUUGCAAAUGAAGCUUCUGUUAUUGAACUCUCUCCAGAUUCAGAAAAGCCAAAGUCCAAUAAAAAAAGAAAAACUGGUGAUAAACGUCAGCCGAAGCAGAAAGCUGCAAAAGCCAUUGAUGCAGAAAAAAAUGACGCUGGGCAAGGGAAUGAGUUGGAUGGCUUCAUUAACAACCCUGAUCAAGAGCAAAGACCAAAGAGGCCAAAGAGGGAAAGACCGACUAAGAGUGUGAAUGAAAACAUCGAACCUGCAUUUACUGCUGCUCCUUUUGCAGUUCCUCAGCAGCCUCAAGCUCAAAACGUGCCUUCCGUUGAUCAGAGUUUAGGAGGUAUGGCAACAUUGUGAGGAGAAAAACCCCCAUCUCAUCAAAGUAGCUUAUAGCCUUAUGGUUCAAUAUUUCCCAGUAUUAGGAAUUAGGAAUCAUCAGUACAUGUUAGCUUUGUUUUUACCUAACUGGAUUUCUUGCUUCCGUUUUUGCUGAUCCCUACGUUGGAUUGUGGGAAGCAAGAUGCCGGGUUGUAAGUGUUGUACAGGUUCUUCAAUUAAUGGUGCCUUUUUAAACUGGCAAUUAUAGUUUUAGCAAAUAGUUAGCAGUGUAUUUAAGUAAUAUCAAAUGAUUAAUCACAGGAAAUAUAAGCAAAGUACUGUCUUUGCUGUAUAUAAGUUAUUCAUUUAGAAUGUAAAUCAGAAGAUACUGAAGAGGUUUCAUGAUCUUUAGUUUUUGGAGAAAAACAUUGCAUGAUCUUUUGGAAUGGUCAUUUUAAUGUUUAUUGUCGAUGUUUGUAUGACUGAUUAGUUCACAUGGUUUCCAAACAUUAAUUUAUAUACUCUUGUUGUUUAGUAA
Molecule: messenger RNA, 5437 nt
Organism: Chenopodium quinoa (quinoa)
Lineage: Eukaryota; Viridiplantae; Streptophyta; Magnoliopsida; Caryophyllales; Amaranthaceae
Product: DNA helicase INO80-like
Exons: 23
Coding region: 367-4938 (1523 amino acids)
Biological process (GO): DNA repair
Cellular component (GO): Ino80 complex
Molecular function (GO): ATP binding; ATP hydrolysis activity; ATP-dependent chromatin remodeler activity
Source: RefSeq, a predicted model, not a curated record